GUUUUGAUUUUUUAUUUUUUUUAAAGAAUUCAAAUGAACUUCACCUAAAUACGGAUUGGUUUUGAAAACAAGGGAUGGGAACAACUUGUCUAAAGCUGUUCUCCAGACAAUCCCUUUCAGAAGACCAGAGAUUGCCCGAAGCUUUGCAGUCCAGGGAGUCUUUCCUCAUCUCCACCCAAAGCCUGCAUUUUGGACUUUGCUCAGAGCUGACCCUGGAUUAACACAGUCUUUAAUCAGCCAAUAUUUUGCAUUCUCCCUGCCCCCGGGUCAGAACUUUUUUUCAGCAAACCAAGUCACAGUGGGAUGCUCGGGCAUUAGCAGAUCCCGGGCAUUAGCAGAUCUCGGAGUCUUAACAGAAUAUUUUUUAUUUCAAGUGAAGAAUACCAAAGGCUAAUGGGAACUACUCCCAAACGUAUUUGGUUGUCCUUCCUCUGGAAGAACAUCAGUGUGCAUGAAGGUCGCAUUUUACAGUUGAACUCAGAGGCCCUCAAGACCACCGUGACUAAGAUGCUUUACAGAUGAUGAAACUGAAGGAUUAAGUGAUUUCCCCAAGGUGGUGCAGCCAGUUAAUGGUCAAUAGAAAUAAGGACGUAGGACCUCAACAAGACAAACCUAGGGCCUGGCGUCAAAGAACAUGAGUAAGAUAAAAGGGUAACUUAGAGCAAGUCUGGAUCAAAGCCUAUCACACCGUGAAGUUCUUAGGGCAGGAAAUCUGAACUCUGAGUCUGGUUCAACUCCCUUAUUUACCUGUUGAUGACACUGAAGGCCAAGGGGCACAGGAUCUACCCAAGGCCACAGGUCACGCAGUGCCCACCAGUUAGAUCCCUUCUCCGAGGCCCCAUCCCUUCCCAUCAGAUAAAUUCAUGUGACCAUGAAACCAAAACAGAUAGUGUUAGGGGGAAAUGAUGUCCUGAGCUAAUCCCAUACAGGCUUUGUGGACUCCACCCCCACUCCAGACUAAAGCCAUCAAGACAUUGGGAAAGACAAAUCCCAUCACCACCAAAGGGAGGGUGGCUGGGACCUGAGGGUGGAGUUGGGCAGCCAGGUUGGAUAUAAAAACCAAACACGUGGGCCUUGGGGUCUCCCGCUCUGUCGCUCGCCUCCUGGCUUCACGGCUUCUGGCUGGCGGCCAGCUCUCAGAGAGCCCUUUGGGAUUCCAGAUCAGCGGAUCGGAUUAAGAAUGACCCAAAAGAAAUCGCGGCUUUGUUCCACAGCCAACGUUUAUACUCAAGUGCCUGAUGGAGGAUGGGGCUGGGCUGUAGCUGUUUCUUUCUUCUUCGUUGAAAUCUUUACCUACGGCAUCAUCAAAUCAUUCGGUGUCUUCUUCAAUGAUUUAAUGGACAGUUUUGAUGAAUCUAAUAGCAGGAUCUCAUGGAUCAUAUCAAUCUGUGUAUUUGUCUUAACAUUUACAGCGCCCCUCUCCACGGUCCUGAGCGCCCGAUUCGGACACCGGCUGGUGGUGAUGGCCGGAGGGCUGCUCGUCAGCAGCGGGAUGGUGGCGGCAUCUUUCUCACACAAGGUUUACCAGAUGUACAUCGCCAUCGGCCUCGUGUCUGGUUUGGGAUAUUGCUUUAGCUUUCUCCCAACGGUAACCAUCCUGUCCCAGUACUUUGACAAGAGACGCUCGGUGGUCACUGCGGUCGCGUCCACAGGAGAAUGCUUCGCCAUGUUUGCUUUUGCACCAGCCAUCACGGCUCUGAAGGAGCACAUCGGCUGGAGGUGCAGCCUCCUCUUCGUGGGGCUGCUGCAGCUCAACAUCGUGGUCUGUGGGGCGCUGCUGAGACCCAUCAUCAUCAGACCUCCGGGGUCCCCCAAAGUCAUGACCCAGGAACACCGCAAAGAAGCGCAGUACAUGCUGGAGAACGAGAAAACGCGCACCUCCAUUGAUUCCAUCGACUCAGGAGUAGAGCUCACUACCUCACCCAAAAACGUGCCUAGUCAGGGCGGCGGGGAGCCCGAGGCCAGGGCGCCUGCACAGCAGAACCUGGUGCCCGCCAGGCCCCGGCCCAGCGCCCACGGGGCCCCGCUGCUGGACUUCUCGGUCUUGAAGGAGAAGGGCUUCAUCUGCUACGCGCUGUUCGGGCUCUUUGCCACGCUGGGCUUCUUCGCACCGUCGCUCUACAUCAUCCCGCUGGGCAUCAGCCUGGGCAUCGAGCAGGACCGCGCGGCCUACCUGCUGUCCACCAUGGCGAUCGCCGAGGUGUUCGGCAGGAUCGGGGCCGGCGUGGUGCUCAACAGGGAGCCCAUCCGCAAGAUCUACAUUGAACUCAUCUGCGUCGUCUUCCUGACCGGGUCGCUGUUUGCCUUUACUUUUGCGACUGAGUUCUGGGGCCUCAUGUCCUGUAGCAUAUUUUUCGGGUGCAUGGUUGGGACAGUCGCCGGGACCCACAUCCCGCUGCUCGCCGAGGAGGAUGUGGUGGGGAUCGAGAAGAUGCCCUCAGCCGCCGGCGUGUACGUCUUCAUCCAGAGUCUGUCGGGGCUGGCGGGCCCGCCCCUUGCAGGUCUGCUGGUGGAUCAGAGCAAGAUUUACAGCAGAGCCUUCUACUCCUGCGCGGUGGGCAUGACCCUGGCGGCCCUGUGCCUGGCGCUCGUGAGACCCUGCAAGCAGGGGCUGUGCCAGCGCCGCCUCGCCCGCGAAGCAAAGGCGGAGGGCCAGCGCGGGAAAGCGUCACAGGACAUCCCUGAAGACUUCCUGGAAAUGGACCUUGGGAAAAAUGAGCAUAAAGUUCCUGCAAAAGCGGAGCCGGUAUGAUGUGCUUUUAGCCCAUGACGUCACCUGCCUGGUGGCCGGGAGGGGCCGGGGACACAGCCUGCGGGGGCCUGAGCGCUUUGUCCACUUUAAAUGACCUUUUUAAGGAAUGUAUCCAUGAACACCACCACCACCAUCCUUUUAUUAUUUUUUUUCUUUUAAGUUUUCCUUUUUGCAUGUUUUUCAAGCCAAAACAGAAACAACCAAACACUCUUCCACCCGGUGAUCUGGCUGUGCUCGGUAGCGAGACAAAGAUGCCAGGAUCACGCUGGUGCAUGCUGAGGUGUUAAAACAGUGACGUGAGCCAGCGAAGUGGUUUGAAGAGCAAUCACCUAUGAUCGUGCAGGUCCUGGAAAUGAAAUCGGCCAUUCAAAAAAAAAAAAAAAUCUUUAAUUAUUUUUGGAAUGUCUCAUUUUCAGAAAUGAGUACAUUGUUUGAGGCUUUGAAAAAUAUGGAGCUUUCCAUUAACUGAUGGCCUCCACUUCCCAAAUUUCCCAUGGAAAUGCAGUACAGUCUAACACCAAACCUUUGGCUAAUUCACAGAAAUUUAAAAAUCUGUCUAUAACUUGAACUUCAUAAAUGUGAAGAUGAUCACUUCUUUUUAAGGCCAGUCAUUACCAGAAGUAUUUCCAUACAGAGUAGCUAAAAUGGCAUUCAAAAAAUAUAUUUCCUUUUGCUUUUAAAUAUUCAGAAAUAUGUGAUCGUAGUGUCUUUAAUUUAAAUCACUAUUUAUUAUUAAGUUAUUCUAGGAUGAUUAAUCAAAAGAGAAAAGAAUCUGACACCCUAGUAGCCUCUUACCUCCUUUCUGCAGUCCUUAAAUGCCUCAAAGAAUUCUCACAGAAGGCCAAGUUACAAUGAUUCUCCAAUUUGAUUUAAGGCAACGUGUGCUAUUUAAAGGGGGAAAUGACUAGCAAAUCGCCUUAGCUUUUUUCAAUAAUUUGUUUUAUCACCUAAGAAUACUUGAGGAUCUUCUUUGAUCGGACUUAUAUUUCACUGAAUUGUUGCAGCAUUUCUGAUUUUUUUCUUAAAAAAAAAAAAAUAACAUCAAACUGUUGAAGCAUCUCUUAUUUUACGUGGGGUAGCAGAGACAUUUACUUUACCUUCACGAACGACAGGUUGCAAUUUAUCCCUUCUCAUCUUCUCUAAGCUUGGAUUGCUCCAAGUGGCCAGAGUUACCAGGUAACUUAGUGACUUUUUUGGAGCGACAUUAUACAUGUGGCAUUUCUUGCGUUAGCAUCUUCCCAUAAAGAAGGCCAGUGUGAGGUUUAUAAGUGACUUCUCACUCGCCUGGAACGAAUUCCACUUUACAGGUGAUAAGCAAAGCUCGGUGCCCCAUCUUCCUUAGACUUUACUGUUAAUUUACGAAAACUCAGGGGGAAAAAUAACAAGCCUAGUUUGGUUACAGGUACACACAAGCUUGAAUAUUUCUCUGCACUGAAAUGGAAGUGGCAUAUUUCAUCACCACCUGCUACUUUUUGUAUAGCAUUUUAUCAGCCAUAGAAAUAGGACAAUCUGUAAAACUCUGGGGAGGGCAGAGGAAAAAGUGACAAAGUGUCUGCCAUACACACACACCUGAAAUAAGGUGGAUGCAGCAAAUUUCUGUCACAGCUUGAGAAGGACUUUGGGCUUGUGGCAGUUUUCAAACACGUGACUUCAGCACUUUACACCAUUUUUUACUAUGAAUGUUCAAUACAAUUUAGUAUUUAUAACUGAUCUCUGAGCGAUCUGCUCUGUCCAUUCUGUUAACUGCAUGAAAAAAAAAAAAGAUGUAUGCCAAUUUCAGUUUGUCGAUCAAGGUUUUAAAUGUCUGGAAGAAAAUGAAAAUAAGACUGCUGAUUUGUUCUGUAUUUGUGAUAUUCUGGUACUUCUAGAUUUGCAUUAAAUGGAUGGCUUUUUUAUUUAAAAGAGACUGCUUGGUUGUGCAUUCAC
Messenger RNA from Talpa occidentalis (Iberian mole), 4678 nucleotides. It is a transcript of the gene SLC16A6, whose product is annotated as solute carrier family 16 member 6. Gene Ontology annotation, biological process: monocarboxylic acid transport; transmembrane transport. The record is from RefSeq and is a predicted model, not a curated record. Bases 1181 to 2752 code for a protein of 523 amino acids. Gene Ontology annotation, molecular function: monocarboxylic acid transmembrane transporter activity. Lineage: Eukaryota; Metazoa; Chordata; Mammalia; Eulipotyphla; Talpidae. The transcript has 6 exons.